This is a messenger RNA of Lymnaea stagnalis (great pond snail), 384 nucleotides long. NCBI's taxonomy places the organism in Eukaryota, Metazoa, Mollusca, Gastropoda, Lymnaeidae. The record is from the annotation of a GenBank genome assembly.
CACCUGUAGAAGAAAUUAUGGAGGUACAGAAAGCCAAGCCUAAAGAGGAAGCUGCACCCCCUAAAAAACCAGAGGAGAAAAAGCCGGAACCUAAAAAAAUUGAAGAACCUAAAAAAGUUGAGGAGCCGAAAAAAGUGGAGCCACCCAAAAAAGUUGAGGAGCCGAAAAAAGUGGAGCCACCCAAAAAAGUCGAGGAACCCAAAAAAGUCGAGAAACCCAAAAAAGUCGAGGAACCCAAAAAAGUCGAACCCAAAAAAGUCGAGGAACCCAAAAAGCCAGAAGAAAAAAAAACAGAGCCUAAGAUACCAGAAGAAGUGAAAAAACCGGUCGAGGAACCCCAGAAAGCUGUGGCCCCAUCCAUAGUGGUGGAUGAGGAUGACAAAG